UGUGUACCUUCGAUGUGCGGCCCCCUGGAAGUCCCUGUAACCGGCAGUCCUCAACGGGACGAUUUCUGCAGGCCAUUAUUCACGCCCCCUUGGGAGCUGCGCAAACUUCGCAGCUGCGUUUGUAAGCGGCGCUACCUGCGUAACUCGUGGGGCGAGUGUAUUCCACGUGUGAAGUGCAUACCUUGCAAGUUUCGAUGGCAAAGAGAUUAUCGCAUGUGUGCACCCGGGUGUCCGGCAACCUGCAACAAACCGUUCAGCGCCUCAUGCAACCUACCGUGUAGUGCCGGAUGUGUCUGCCCGCCUGGCUGGGUGGUGCACCCAAAAAACUCGAAGAUGUGCAUCAAGGCCUACAUGUGUCUUCCAAAAUGUCCGCCAAACUCAAGUUUCCAGGCUUGCGUCUCGAGUUGUCUGCCUAAGUGCGGUCAAAAUCCGCCGAGGAAGUGCGACCUUAGUUGCGAAAGGGGAGCCUGCGUCUGUAAUAAGGGGUACAUUGAAUUAGAGCGAGAUGGAAAGAAGACGUGCGUGCUUAAGACACUGUGUUUAUGGCAUGCUCGGACGACACCUUUAUUUCAGCCUAACGCAACUACUUACACUGGCGGCACGGAGACGUCACCUACUACUACAAAUCUAGCUGGUGGAGCCACUACGCACACGGAGCAUGCGGAUUUGCCCAUUGCCCCAGUUCCCUCGAAUGAUGCACGAACACACUGGGAGGGUACGCCCUCAAGCGGUCAUCCGGGAUACAGUGGAGGGGCUUCGAGUGCAGGUACAGAAGGCGCACUUCCAGCAGUUACUGUACCAGAGCGUUUGGUUGGCAGUGAAGGUACGCGCUCAUUUGGCGGCGGAGGAAACAUCCCUGCUGGUACCGUCAACGGGUACAGGAGGCACAGCAGCAGCUACAGGAGGAGGGGUGGUUGUAUCCAGUGCAGUAGGUGCGGACUCUACUGGAAACGAAAUGUUUCUCUCGGACAGCGCAAGAACAAACUCACCCGGUGCAAUCCGAAGCGUUAGUCCAGCCGUCCUCGGAGCCACUGCAGGCAAAGUUGAAGCAGAUGCAGCGUCAGUAGUUCCCACUAUGGGUGGUGGGUAUGAUUUAGGAAGCGAAAGUACAAACAUUGGUGACCAUGGUAUAAUUACAGAGGGUACACCAGCAGGUGAUAAUGCUCCUA
Messenger RNA from Dermacentor silvarum, 1169 nucleotides. Its product is annotated as zonadhesin-like. The coding region runs from base 13 to 1011 and encodes 332 amino acids. Lineage: Eukaryota; Metazoa; Arthropoda; Arachnida; Ixodida; Ixodidae. The transcript has 2 exons. The record is from RefSeq and is a predicted model, not a curated record.